GACAUUGCAAAAUUUUGUUCUAUCAUAUUAUAAGUGAUGGUAGUGUGAACUGAAGGGUAUUUGAUUAUAAAGUGAAAAUAUUCCAUAUAUCUUAGCUCGGGGCAAAACUUUAUUUCUCUAGUGUACACUUCAACAGUUAUUGUUUUUCCUAGUAUCUGUGAAACAGGACAUGUUUUAAGGGUUAAACUUGACUUAUUGAUGUACAACAGGACAAUAUUAUACAGUUUCAAGAAAUUUUCUACCUUAUUUGGAGAGUUUUUAAGUGGUUUAUGCGAGUCACAAGUUAAUUGUUCAGGAAAUCUGGACAAUAAGUGAUAGCUAAAUAAUUGUUUAGUUAGUACAAAUCGAAAGUGCAUUAUGCAUUAGUGGAGAGCUGACAGGAACUGAUUAUCUGAUAAUAUUUUCGAUGUAUUGAUCAGAGAGUUUUAUAAAACGAGGACACACUUCCCAGUGUGGUUGAUCAACUGAGCUGAUAUCAUUUACAGAGUGUACAUACCUCGUGUCACAUCAUACUUGUUUCCGUAUUGUCUUUAUGUCACUGUUUUUCUGCGGAUAGAUAAUCGGGAGUUAACUAUUUAAUCAUAAUUUAAUAUCCUUCUGACAGUUGAGUGAUAACCAGUCUAACUUGGAGUGAUCCAUCGUUAACACUGAAUCGGAAUCAGUCAUCGCAUCAGUGCUAUUUUUAGUAACUCUAGGAGAGGAAGUGUGAAUACCAAUACUUAUUGCUCACAAUAUAAUAUGCUCAGUGAUCGCCGUGCAGGUGUAUAAUGUACGUAGCUUACAGUUACCCUCUCGGACAGCCAGCUAUCCCAGCAUUAGGAGCGCACACACCGAUCGCCACAGAAAUACCGCCACAUCAGUUUUUGACUGCUGUCACAUCGCCGUCCAUUGCUGACCCUUACCUGGUACCAGUCACAGCUGCUCCACAACCGCUGCAAGCAACCACCGCCGCUUAUCAACCACUUACACUAGCAGUCUGCCGAAAGCGAGGCUCAGACGAACUCAUGUCUCACAGUCCAAUGGUUACCACAAAUGGCACAGGGCUCAGCCCCUCACAGAAUGAAGUCAAUGAUGCUAAAAAGGUGAAGCUGGAAAACACAACAAACACAACACCGUCCAAAGUUAUACAUUUGCGGAGCUUACCGAACGAUGUCACAGACUCCGAAGUGGUACAGCUUGGUAUACCCUUCGGGAAAAUGUCAAACGUUUUGUUACUGAAACAGAAAAAUCAGGCUUUCUUAGAGUUUGAAGACGAGUCUGUGGCAACAACGUUUGUCAACUACUACACAAAAAUGCCGUGUCAGAUACGAGGCAAACAAGUAUAUGUACAGUUCUCACAACACAAAGAACUCAAAACAGAUCAAGCACAUUCAUUUCAGAAUCAGGCUUCCCAGGCAGCUCUACAGGCGGCACAGCAGGCGGUGAUGGGCAACGGGGACAGCGAGGGCGUGAAGAAAACAGUCCUGCGUGUCAUAGUUGAGAAUCUAGUCUAUCCUGUUACCAUAGAAGUUCUUCAUCAGAUCUUUAGCAAGUUUGGUAAAGUGUUAAAAAUGAUCAUCUUCACAAAAAACAACACAUUCCAGGCACUGAUCCAGUUUGAUAAUUCUGUCUCGGCCAAUGCAGCUAAACUGUCGUUAGAUGGCCAGAACAUAUAUAAUGGCUGCUGUACCCUGCGUAUAGACUACAGUAAACUGGGACAGUUAAAUGUCCGGUAUAAUAAUGACAAAAGUAGAGACUUCACCAAUCACAAUUUACCUAGCGGAGACCCAGGUCUUGAGCAGGCUAUGGCUUACGGCCCAGGAGCUCGACAAGAUAAAGCUCUUGAUUAUGAUGUUGGUAAAAAAGGUGACGCAUCAACAUGUAAUUACAAUAGAAAAGAUGGCGAUAGAGGUUAUGAUAAGGAUUCUGCCUCUGGCAUGCCAGGUCUUGCAGCAGACGCAAUGAUGAUGUCCCCUACAGGCCAGAUAGUGCCAGUCAUGGACACGCUACUCACACCAAGUCCAGGACCCCAGGGUAUGGGCAACAUGGGUGGUAUGGGAAACAUGGGUAUGUCAGGUGGCAUGAUGGGUAUGCAGGGACUGGGGUUCGGGCUCCAGAACACAAUGGCAGGGCGACUUGGGAUCCCCGGCAUGCAGCAACAACAGAUGGGUAGCAGUGUGAUCCUCGUCUCAAAUCUUGAUGAACAGGUCACGCCCGAGGCUCUUUUUACCCUCUUUGGUGUUUACGGGGAUGUACACCGGGUGAAGAUUUUGUUCAACAAGAAAGACAAUGCCUUAAUACAGAUGGCUGAUCCCCACCAAGCUCAAUUAGCGAUUGCACAUCUAGAUAAACAGAAAGUAUGGGGAAAACAGAUCCGAGUCACUCAGUCCAAACAUUCUUUAGUGCAAAUGCCGAAGGAUGGGCAACCAGACGCCGGAUUGACCAAAGAUUUUACACAGUCACCAUUACAUAGGUUUAAGAGACCAGGGUCCAAAAACUGUCAGAAUAUAUUCCCUCCAUCAGCAGUACUUCACCUCUCAAACAUUCCGCCAUCAGUAACAGAAGAAGAACUUACAGAAAGUUUCUCUCAACACGGUGAAGUUAAAGCAUUCAAAUUUUUCCAAAAAGACAGACGCAUGGCUUUAAUAGAAAUGAUGUCCGUAGAAGAAGCUAUAGUAGCACUUAUUGCUAUGCACAACUACCCACUGAGCGACUCCAAUCAUUUGAGAGUUUCAUUCUCCAAGUCCACCAUUUAGCUGAACAUACAUACAUCAUUGUUAGCAAAGACCAAGUCAUGAGUCAUUGGUAUACCACGGAUAGUGCCGCCCGUAGAUGACCUGCAAAUACAUCUUUAACAUGAAAUAACUUGUUGAAUUCUCACUUGUUAAUUCUUGAAGUCUGAAAGACUGUGAAAUAGCUGCAAUGAUUUCAUUAUACAAACAUUUUAAAUAUGAGUAAAACACAAAUAACAUACAAUGAAAUGGGACCUUUAGGUUAUUAGCAUACGUAUUAAUCAAUGCAUGUAUAAAGUGGACUGUUAUUGUUUAAAAUGAAGACUCCUUUCAGAAUGAAUUUUUAAUGUGUGGAAUAAAUUAUUGGUAAUUUUUAAUUCAGUUUAAGAUACAUAGAAAAUAGUAUUGCUUCCCCUUUGACGUGAAAAAUAUUUGAAUAUAUGUCAAUCAGACAUAAACAUAGUCUUGUAAAAUGUAUCAUGACGUGGACAGACUGUACUUGGCAUCCGGAACAUAGCUCAAAUGUUAUGACAGUUUUUGUCCAGUGGAUGUAAAGCUCAUAUAUUCGGUGACUUUGUGAUAAAGGUGUAUAAGCAUGUAGGGAAACUACCUGUGUACCAUUAUAGAAGUUUAUUUGGCUAAUAAGUGCCUUCCAAGUUCAAAGUUACAUAUAUGUUGUCAUUUUGUUUUUGACAAGUUUCAGAGUUCUAUCCACGUUGUUGUUAAAGUAUCAUGAUUAAGUUUUGUGUUAUUUUUUGUCCAUAUAAAACAAGGGAUUAGGAGCUACGGGUUGAAUGCAAUUCAAAAUGAAAAUCAAAUGCAAUAUUAUAUAUAGACUUGUAGAUGUAAUUUGUACCAGCUUGUCUCUAAAACUUUUAGCAACAGUCUGUAGUUGCCUAACUGAAGUUCGUCCUAAUUGCCUAACUUAAGUCUAAACUUCGCAACAACAUGUAGUCAUCUAUUGUACAGACUUUGGUACACUCAAUAGCUGUUGAUAUUUUCAAUGUGUUUAGUUUAACCUGGGUUACAGAACUUUAGUAGAAGUCUUCGUACUAUCAACUAAGAGUCGAAGCCAGUAGUACACUAAGGAAGCACCAUUUUUGUAACCAGAAUUGAGUAAAAGAAAUGCAAGUCAUUUUUUGCAGUCAUUUCUCAUGGCAUAUGUCCCAUAAUUUAUUGCUUUUUUAAGAACAGAAAUCCAGAACAAGUAUUGAUGAACAUUGCGGGUGGAAACAUGUUUUUAAUGUGAAAUCAUCUCAUAGAUCAAAUGAGCCGCACCAUGAGAAAACCAACAUAGUGCAUUUGCAUCCGCGCAGUCUGGUCAAGAUCCAAGCUGUUUGCUUUCAAAUCCUAUUACAAUUAGAGAAACCGUUAGCGAACAGCAUGGAUCCUGACCAGACUGCACGGAUGCCCAGGCUGGUCUUGAUCCAUGCUGGUCGCAAAUGCACUAUGUUGGUUUUCUCAUGGCGCGGCUCAAAUACUUACUGUAUCAUGCUUCAGUAGAACAACCCAGAAUAGACUAUAAAAAAAAGUUUUUUUACGGAUUCAUUUAAAAAAAAAAAAUCAGAAGAAUGCAUGUAAAUUUCAUCGCUGUUACGAAAUCUCAGAGUGCAGAAAUAAAAGUGCCAUUUAUUUAUGUAAGUUUUAUGUAAGCUAACCUAAUCAUUGAAUUAUUCCUAUAUAUAUAUAUCAUUCUAACUAAUUUUGUAACAUACAAGUUUGAAAAAGACUAUAAAUUCAGAUCUAUAUUUUUCUUAUAUAUGUGUUGUCUAGAUACUAUAGCCUAUGUACUGUUUCAUGUGUGUUACUGUCGUUUAAAAAUUUUAAAUUUUAUUGUGAUAAUUUCAUUAGAUUGUAAGUUUUCCACUGAGGCAAACAUACACAUAUGCAGCUGAUUUUGGAAGUUUGCAGGAAGGAUUAUGGGAGAAAUGAGAUUUUAGAUACUAGCAAAAAAAAAAAAAAAAAUGAAAUAAGGAAAAAAGUGACUUACUCUUAAAGCUCCAUAAGAUUUUUAAUUUUAUGUUAAAAACAGAUAGAGCUGCUAUCUUAAUGGAUGUUAUGCGUACUUACAUGGUUAGAAAGUUACUACUUUCAAUAUUGCUCACGAACUUACAAAGUUAGGGCCAUAAAGGGAGGUAAUCUUAAACAAUGAAUUCAAUAAUAUUUUGUACUGUGUUAUUCAAUAUUGAAAGCAUUUGAAAAUAAACAAGACAACAAAUUAUCAAAAUUAGGAUUGAGUAGGAAUAGACUUACAAAAAUAAUAUUGCAACUACAUAAUAAACAAAUGCAUUAUGGGCCUUUAAGCUUAGGAGUGAAACUUGUUGAAAAUCAUGUUGGUAAUUUCUAUAUAUUGGAAUAGAAAAAGAAUUUAAAAAUCUGUAGGACAGAAGAAAGGGGAGAAACCCCCUGUUUCACUUCUCCAAUCUUAAAAACAGUAAUUAAUCAGGAUUUGUUAGAAAGCUUUAGAGGAACAAAUUAAAUUAUUGAAAGUACUUGCCAGUCUGUCUUGCAGUGGAUGCAUGCUGUUAUAAUUAACAUAUUGAAAAGACUGUUCUUAAUCUGCCAGUUUCCAA
Mercenaria mercenaria is the source of this 5284-nucleotide messenger RNA. Its product is annotated as polypyrimidine tract-binding protein 1-like. Bases 768 to 2735 code for a protein of 655 amino acids. The record is from RefSeq and is a predicted model, not a curated record. Gene Ontology annotation, molecular function: mRNA binding. Gene Ontology annotation, biological process: mRNA processing; regulation of RNA splicing. Lineage: Eukaryota; Metazoa; Mollusca; Bivalvia; Venerida; Veneridae. Gene Ontology annotation, cellular component: nucleus. The transcript has 18 exons.